AUGCAGCUCCUCCAAUCCGUCACCGCGGGCUUCCUGCUCGCCGGCAGCUGCUUGUCUUCCCUGGCUACGGCUCGCUCUGUCCCUGUGCAGCAGCCCCGCGAUGUGGCCGUGAGCCACACGCCGGCCAAGAUCACCCCUAAGGUGUUCAUCGUGUCGAUGUUCGCGCCUGAGGCCGAGAUCUGGUGGGGUAUCCCCGAGUUCGAUCUGUUGGCUCACAACAUCACCAUCCCUGGCGCUUCUCCCGCCUUCCCCGAUGUCCACUGCACGGCGGACUACACCAUCUGCCAGCUCAUCACUGGUGAAUCCGAGAUCAACGCUGCCAUCACCGUCGCGUCGGUCGUCUUCAACCCCAUGUUCGAUCUGACCAAGACCUACUUCCUCGUCGCCGGUAUUGCUGGCGUCAACCCCGAGCGCGCGAGCAUCUGCGACGUGACCUUCGCCCGCUUUGCCAUCCAGGUGGCUCUGCAGUACGAGAUUGACAUGCGCGAGAUGCCCGCCAACGCCACCACGGGCUACUUCCCCCAGGGCGGCUACUACGCCGACCAGUACCCCACCAGCAUCUACGGCACGGAGGUGUUCGAGGUGAACGACGAGCUGCGCAAGAUCGCCGCCGGCUUCGCCCGCAACGCCACCCUGGCCGACAGCGACGAUGCCAAGGCCUACCGCGCCAAGUACGCCACCGAGGACGGUCUCUACCAGGCCGGCACCCAGGGCCCCUCCGUCCGCCUGUGCGACGUGACCACCAGUGACGUCUACUUCAGCGGCCGCCUGCUGGGCGAGGCCUUCGACAACACCACCAAGAUCUGGACCAACGGCACCGGCGAGUACUGCACCACCGCCCAGGAGGACAACGCCACCCUGGAGGCCCUCGUCCGCGCCUCGAAGCACAAUCUCACCGACUUCUCCCGCAUCAUCGUCAUGCGCACCGCCUCGGACUUUGACCGCCCCUACCCCGGCGAGACCGCCCGCUACAACCUGCUCUACUCCACCCAGGGCGCCUUCGAGCCCGCCGUCGAGAACCUGUACAACGCCGGUAUCAAGAUCGUUGAGGGUAUCCUGGCGAACUGGAACACCACCUUCGCCGCCGGCAUCAAGCCCCGCAACUACAUCGGUGACAUCUUCGGCACCCUCGGUGCCACCCCCGACUACGGUCCGGGCCGUGCCCAGGCUCUCGAGGAGGCCGGCGCCAUUCUCAAGAAGCGCAGCAUGGGCAAGCGCUUUAUCUUCACUCUGCCUUUUGACCUCCGCUACCCCGUCACACCUCCGGCAGAACACACCAACGACCCGAGCGCCCUUCGCAACAACGCCACGGGCACCGAUCUCGACCGGGAGGCGCUCGAGCGCCUCAAGAUCCGCGAGCUCUGCGAGGGGAUGGGGCAGCUACCGGGAUGCCGCCGAAACUACCGCUCCAUUUGCUUCGACGACGCCUACAUUGCGACCUCCUGGAAGCAAGGCCCUAUCGACGAGUUCAUUGAGGCCUUGAAGGCCGGUUUCGCCGCGGGCUCGAACUUCAUGUACAUCAUGCACCGGAGCUGCGGUGCCUCGGUGGAGGUCGACCCGGACCUGACCCGUGCGGUGUGCAAGAUGAAGACCAUCACCUGCCGCUUCACCUUCGAUGGUGUGGAGAUGAACAACGAGGCCGACUGCUGGUUCUUCUUUCUACUGGAAAAGCGUAAGGGCCGCUGGAGUGUUUGCUUCUAUACCCUGCUCUUCGACAAGGACAAAUUCGUCCCCGUCAACCUCGCCAAGACUUUUCGAUUUCUGAGGAGGAGGAGGAGGUUGAUGGGUUGCCCUUGGGUUACCGCUAUCUCGCUUGGGCGGAGGGGAAGAGUGGGCGUUCUUCCAAGCUGA
Messenger RNA from Aspergillus aculeatus ATCC 16872, 1851 nucleotides. Its product is annotated as purine-nucleoside phosphorylase. The transcript is spliced from 4 exons. The coding region runs from base 1 to 1851 and encodes 616 amino acids. Gene Ontology annotation, biological process: transmembrane transport. NCBI's taxonomy places the organism in Eukaryota, Fungi, Ascomycota, Eurotiomycetes, Eurotiales, Aspergillaceae. The record is from RefSeq and is a predicted model, not a curated record. Gene Ontology annotation, cellular component: endoplasmic reticulum.